This is a messenger RNA of Linum trigynum, 636 nucleotides long. The record is from the annotation of a GenBank genome assembly. NCBI's taxonomy places the organism in Eukaryota, Viridiplantae, Streptophyta, Magnoliopsida, Malpighiales, Linaceae.
AUGUCCCUUUUUCAUGGAGGGCACGUCCCAGACUCCACCCCGGUGUUGGACGUGAUUGCACCGUCCAUAUCUGCUGAGCAAAAUGUCACCCUUACCCGCCCGUUCUGCCGGGAAGAGGUGGUUGCAACUCUAAAGCAGAUGGGGAAGAGGAAAGCGCCAGGAGCGGAUGGCAUGUCCGUACUUUUCUAUCGUCUGUACUGGCACAUUAUUGGUGACGAUGUAGUGGGGACAGUUCUGAACAUUCUGGACCUGGGGAUUAUGCCCGAGCAGCUCAAUCAUACUCUUAUUGCCUUGAUCCCCAAAGUUAAGAAUCCUGAAUCCCCUAAAGAGUUCCGACCUAUUAGCCUGUGUAAUGUGCUAUAUAAAUUAGUGGCAAAGGUGCUUGCGAAUCGACUUAAAGAGGUGUUGGAUUCUGUGGUUACAGAGGAACAAAGUGCUUUUGUGCCGAGGCGGUUCAUAACGGAUAAUGUCAUGGCUGCUUUCGAAUGCUUCCAAUUGAUGAAGAAAAUUGGCAAGUCUAGCAAGGGAGGUUAUUUUGGAGCAAAAAUCGAUAUGGCGAAAGCUUAUGAUCGGGUGGAGUGGUGGUUCCUCGAAGGAAUUAUGCAGAAGAUGGGUUUUGCGGACCAAUGGAUAUAA